AUGUCUUCCAUUCCUAUCAUCCAAGUCCUGGACAAAGCGGAUUACACAAAGCAACAUAUCAUCUCUCUGCCGAAUGCCCUACCCCUUCCCCCCUUAGCCUCCUCUUCUAUCCGCAUCCAAACCUCCAUCAUCGCCCUCACAAUCAACAACAUCACCUAUGCACGCAUCCGCCACAUAGGUGGCUGGUGGAGCAUCCAUCUCCUGCCCGAAUCUAUCCCCUCCGAAUUCAGCGACACCACCAAGUACGGCCGCAUCGCCGGCUGGGGCUAUGCCACCAUCAUCGACAGCACCGUUCCCUCCCUUCCCACCGGCCACCAAGUCUACGGCUUCAUCCCCAUCGGCACGCUCCCCGAGGAUCUCGAAGUCAAGCCCGCCGAAACUACAAAAGCAAUCAUCUGCACCAGCCCCCACCGACAGCAAUCCUGGACAAUUUACAACCGCUACAGCGUCUUACCCCCUCCCACCUCCACUUCCACAGCUCACCUCAACUCCCUCGGCUGGGACGCCCUAAUGCGCCGCCUCUUCGACACCGGCAGCGUCAUAAACGGCUACGUGCUCGCCUGGGACGACGCCAAACGCGUCGACACCGCCGGCGCCCGCUCCGCCUCCUGGAGCGCCUCCGACGCCGACAUCAGCGACGCUGCCGUCAUUGUCCUCGCCGCCUCCGGCAAGACCUCCCUCAGCUUCGCCCACCAAGUCCGCCACAACCGCCCCGAAGCCGCCCAGCCAAGGCUCCUCGUGGGGGUCUCCUCCCCGCUCUCCCUCGACUUCACGAAGAAGACGGGCUUCUACGACGCCGUGCUCCUCUACUCCGACGCCGAGAGCGCCAAGCCCGCCAUCGCAGCCGCCGGCGUCUCCAAGAUCGCCCUUGUGGACUUUGGUGCCCGCGAGGGCGUUACGGAGAGCUGGCACGCGGCGCUCUCGCCCACUGUAUCCAGCAUCAUCUAUAUAGGGGUCGGCAGCGAAUCAAAGGUGACGACCAACGAGGAGAUCAUCGCGGGGUUGGGGAAGCGGCAGGCGCUGGGGCUGCGGCAGGUGAAUGUGUCGGCGAUUCGAGAGGCGGCGCGGGCGAUGGGGGAGCAGGGGUUUCAGGAUGACGAGGAGGCGGCGUGGGAGGGGUUCAAGCGGGAGGGGGCGAUUCCGGGGGUAGAGUUGAGGUGGGGGGAUGGGAUGGAGGAUUUGGCGAAGGGUUGGGAUGGAUUGGCUACGGGGAAGAUUGGGCCGGAUACUGGGCUGGUGUUUAAGUUGCAAACACACCCACCACAACAGCCAUUACUCCUACAUUGGAGUCUUUACAUUGUCCCCGUGGGGAUGAAGGUCUCCGGUCUCCUUCCCAGUGUUAACGGUGUCGGUGUUGCCCUUUCGUUCGGCAACGUUGGCAAAACCUAUACCGUCAACGAUCACCAAGUAAGAGAUCGUUGUUGCAACUGGCGUUCUGAUAGCAACGCAGAGGACAGUGACGAAGACUCCUCUGACUCCACAUCUACCGAAGACUCAGAACCUUCUCGUAGCAUGAAGUCACCCCAAGCCAAAGGAGAUGGUGCAAAGAUCAUGGAAGAUAGCAUAGAAGUGUACGGACAGGCGGCGGCCGCUCUUGUUUCCACCAAUAUUCCGACGGCAGAGGAGGUCAAUGGAGAGACCGGAAAAGUUGCCGAACUUGAGCAGAACAAUGCCCCUGACGAUACCGCAGACAUUCUUGCCUUCGUGGCGGAAGACGAUGGCCGCUUGGCUCGUCUCAAGUCGGCCCCCGAGUCCAAGGGCUCGCGCGUCUUGAUCUGGAACCGUCAGAUGAAGGGUACUCAAUACCCGCACGCUCGCUAUGAUGCUCGUCUCGGAUGCCCGCCUCCCCCGUACGCCGAGGCAGCCGAAGAGGUAGUUGACUCUCCUUCUGAAACUACACCAACAGAGCCCGACCUAGGCACUGUCGCGGUCAAUGACGCUGCGGCCUUCGAGACUAAUGGGGUGAAUGAAUUAGUCCUGUCGUGCUCGGUCGGUUCCUUUUUUGAUAAAGAUACCUCCCCGCGCGCUGACUUCCCGGGCCCGGAUUAUGUGAUCAAAAAGCUUCUGGAGCAGAUCGAAGAAGCAGACGGCCAGCCUCUACCGAAGCCUAAGGCCAAUCGUCGUGUCACAUCGAAAUCGUCCGUUCUAAACACUACCCUUGUUUCAGACGGAUUAAAUAUCGAGUCUGCUCACCAUGAGCUGGGUGAAUAUCCCGAUAUUGAAGAUACUGGUAUGAGCAUCGGACGUCAUUUCAAAGAUGACUCCUUUUUCCGGGACACUCCAGUUCACUCUCGUCCCGCGUCACGCGCUGCGUCUCAGGUUGGCACUCACGUCGAAGACCCUAGCGGAUCCGGGACUCCCUCUCGCGUUGAGUCCCGUCCUGCGACUCCCACUGGGUCCCGCAUUGUCUCUCCGGCUGGAUCCCGCGCUGCGUCCCACGCUGCGUCUCCCACUGGCUCUCGCGUUGCCUCUCUUGCUGGAUCCCGCAGUGCCUCUCCCGCUGGAUCCCCCGCUGGUUGGGAGCCCCUGCACCGUUCCCCCUCCUACGACAGCGGCAGUGGCGAGGGAUCCGUCUUCGAAGUCGGUUCCCAGUUCGAACCCUCCCACCCUUACAACACCUACGUCGAUGUUGGAUACAACAUGGAGGUGGGCCUCCGCCACAACUGGGACGUGAUCACCGCCAAGGAUAUCGCUGGCAUGGAAGACCAGCCGUAUACGAAGCCGAACGAGUUCGGUUCUGAGAAGGGCAAGGUGGCCAAGGCGUGGGGAUUUGUGAAGCGGUUUCAUAAGUUUGCGUGGGGCUAUAAUGAUGUUAUCGAUGGGCUGACGAAGUCUUUUGGGAAGUAG
This is a messenger RNA of Mytilinidion resinicola, 2847 nucleotides long. RefSeq lists its product as uncharacterized. The record is from RefSeq and is a predicted model, not a curated record. Lineage: Eukaryota; Fungi; Ascomycota; Dothideomycetes; Mytilinidiales; Mytilinidiaceae. The coding region runs from base 1 to 2847 and encodes 948 amino acids. The transcript has 4 exons.